AUUGAACCUCUCUUCGUGUAUCUCUUACCCAGACUCUGUAACAAUGGCAAAGUCGCCUACUCAAAACCACCAGUUAGAGAAUCCAUACCGACGCGCAGGUGCAGCAUGCUGUAUCCAAUGUAACAAACGAUUUAGUUCCAAAGCUGCGAUUGAACAGCACUUAGAGGAACAUCCGGAUGGGAUCGAUUUAGAGAAAUGCUAUUUCAAAUGCCCUUAUCCCGGAUGUACCUUCAAGUGUCUCCAGGAGAGCAAUUGGCGCAAUUCCCACGUGAACAAACAUACGGGAAAAAAGCCUCAUACAUGUCCUGAUACUGUGACCGACGAGCACGGCAACCUGAUACCAUGCGACUACCGAAGCGGCGAUCCUGGAACUCUCAAUAGACAUAGACAAGGGAGACACAACUAUCAGACUAAGAAGCGCGCAAAGAGAUGCGAUACAGGCCUCCCGAAACCAAAGGUAUCGACAAAAGGCCUCUGUGUUCCUGCCGAUAACGAUACCAACAACACCAUUACGUCCAACGCGCAGUAUAUGGAAUCUCUCGCUUGGAUGAUAAAGAUGCCUCGAAACAUAGCUGUGCAUGGUCGUCGUCAGAGUUUCAUUCCCCCUCACGACCAAGAGAAUAUUCCUCAACAGCAAGGACAAUAUAGCAACUCUCAGUACUAUCCUAUUGGUGGACACCUCUCGUCUUCCUCAAGCCUCACUACCAACUACGGGACUUUGACUCACCCUGAACCUUUUCACUCUUCAAAUAUUACCGAUGAAAAUGGCUCAGGGUUGUCGGAUGCUUCUAAUGCCAACUACUCCUUGCCUUUUGAUUACGAUCUAUAUGCUCCUAGCGGCAACGUUGAUCAGGGAAACUUGUUCGCACCAUUCUCGCAGAUGCUUGGCUCUACACCUUGCUCCUCAUACCCUUCAUCUGAAUAUGGUACCAAUCUGAACUGCAUGCGCCCGAUGUCCACGGCGACAGUCAACAACCGUAUUCCUUCAUAUGAUGGUUUGAGGUCGAAUGAUACCUCUUCCGGGUCCUUGUCAACGACACUCGAACCUUCCUCUCAGAGGCUACAGAACUGGGAAUUGUCGCUGCAAUCUUCGUUCCAAAAUCCAUUCUCGGGACAUCAACAGUUCCCUGAACUCAACGGGAUGUUUUCGAAUGUUCUUCUGCAUGCAUGGCAUCAGGACUCAGCAAGUAGUAGGAAUAUGGCACAGCAACGUAUGUUUCCGUAUGGAUCAUACUUGUAGCCUAUGUCUACCCGGCCUACAAGAUGCUUCCGCCAUGGGCUUCAAAUUAUCGUCACAUUAUAUCUGUCAUCUUUCGUUAUGUAUUACUAGUAAUUCACGUACAGUAGUACGUCUAAUAUCUUCAUACUGGGUAUGUAGUAGAUUUUUCUCCAAACUCUUUUGAGCGGGUUGUAAUACAGGAUGGUUAUGCAU
This is a messenger RNA of Somion occarium, 1432 nucleotides long. The record is from the annotation of a GenBank genome assembly. Lineage: Eukaryota; Fungi; Basidiomycota; Agaricomycetes; Polyporales; Cerrenaceae.